UUGAUGUCUUUCCGUCGUCCCACUACCAUGCUGAGAAUUUUAGGAUACCGCCGAGGAUUUCUGCUGGUGGGAUUGCUGUCGUUGUGGAGUUCGCGGACGGCCGACGCCGGUGAGUAUCCGGAGCGUAGUGCGUUAGUUGGCGGCUCCGCUUCCCUGCCGUGCAACAUCACGCCGCCCACACUGGACGACGCCGUGGCUCUAGUGCUUUGGUACCGGGGCGACUCUGGCACGCCCAUCUUUAGUCUAGAUGCCCGCAACACUCCACCGGAUGCCGAACGCACAUUUGUCGACGACACCUUGGGAUCACGAGCCUUUUUCAACCGGUCCGGUGCCAUGGCGACGCUACAACUUCAGCCGGUCAAAGACGUGGACGACGGCGAGUAUCGCUGCAGGGUGGACUACAAGCGCUCGAGGACUCAGAACAGGAUAGUGCGUCUCAAUGUCGUUGUUCCUCCCACAGAAGUUGUGAUCACCAAUCGAACCGGGGAACCGCUACGGAACCGGCCAAUCAUCGGGCCCUUCAACGAAGGUUCGUCCCUAACACUCGUCUGCAAGGCUCUCGGUGGACGUCCGGCUCCGCACGUGACCUGGUGGCUGGGCGCCGAACUCGUGGAUGAUUCGUACUCGUCCAUGGGCGAAGGGGUGGUGCGCAACGACCUGGUCAUCGGCAAGCUUCAGCGAUCCGACCUCAUGGCCACGUACCGUUGCCAGGCAUCCAACAACAACGAAACCGUGCCCGUCUCUACGUCCGUCUCGCUCGACCUCAACCUACGUCCGUUGGAGGUGGACAUAGUGACGUCAGAAGCGGUGCUCCUAGACGGCCAGGUCGUGGACGUGGAGUGUCAGGCGAAAGGAGCACAGCCCAAAGCCGUCGUGCAGUGGUUUCUCGACGACGUGCCUCUGAAUGCGUCGGCAAGUACAAUGGCCACGGACGCAACCAAGACAACAAGCAUUCUUCACCUGGAAGCAAGAGCUGACAUGAACGGCAGACGUCUGGUUUGCAAGGGUUUCAACCCGCAUCUUCCAGACAGCGAGCUGGUGGACCACUGGAUUCUCGACGUGCACUUCAAGCCCGUGCUGCAGCUGAACAUGGUGACGAUGGAGGCCAAGGACCAGAUCAGCGAGGGCAGCAGCGUGUACUUCGACUGCAACGUGCAGGCCAAUCCUCCCGUCAAGGAGGUGGGCUGGCUCCACGAGGGCGGCCAGCUGGCCCCGUCGCCUGGCGUGCGCAUCGAGCACGUGCGCCUGGUCAUCGACAGGCUACACAAAGACCAGAAGGGAAACUACCAGUGCGUGGCCACCAACGACCUGGGUCACGGAGUUUCCGAGAAAGUCUUCCUCAUGGUCUACUAUCCUCCACGCUGUCGAGACAAGCAGAAGGGAGUGUACCACGUGGCCCGUCACGAGACCACCAGGAUCAACUGCGAGGUCGAGGCGGACCCGGGGGACGUCCGCUUCCGCUGGCAAUUCAACAACAGUCUGGAAACACUCGACAUUGUGUCGUUCAAUCAGUCUGGACCGCGCAGCAGCAGCGCUUACUACACGCCGCGCCGGAAGGCCGACUAUGGGUCUCUCAUAUGCUUCGCCUCAAAUUCGGUAGGCAAGACUGCCACGCCUUGCGUCUUCAGUAUCCUGCCGGCCGGUCCCCCGAACCCUCCGGUGAACUGCAGCGUCCCAAACGUGACCACGACCAGCGUGCUGGUCGAGUGCGAACCGGCGCCGCAGUCGGAUCCGUUGGCCGUGCACUACUUCGCGGAUGCGUACGUAGGAGCGCGCUUCAGAGCGCGCAUCACGGCCUUCGAGCCCCGCUUUGAGCUGGGAGAUCUCGAGCCUGGCUCCACGCUCAAGCUGGUAAUGCACGCUGUCAACGAGAAAGGUGCCAGCGCUGCUGUCAUCUUGGUGCUCACAACGCUGGUGUCCACCGACACGGAACUCAUAGGGCUUCUUCCUGGUGAAGCAGCAAUGGUGUCUGCCUCCAGCCCUCUACUUGGAAUUCUGCUUGGUCUCGUCGCCCUGCUCGUCGUCAUUGCUAUUGUCAUCAUCGUGAUUAUGAAAGUCAAAACGGGAAAGAAGGCUGCGGCUGCCAAGAGAGCCAAAGAUGACGAUAAAUCCCACACUCCUCUCAAAAAAGACAUUGGUGACAUCACCGAAGUGGAAGAUAAGUGCCCGGACAUUAUCCCGCCAAAGAACAUUGGAAUCGUGUCUGGCUCGGACUACAACGACAUCGAGCUGAAGUACGUGGAAACGCACAUCACAGACCGGAUGCCAUCCUACGAGAACGGCGGCGAGAAGAAGUACCAGGACACGUUCAGCGCGUCCUUGGGCCCUAAUUGCUACCUGCCCAAACAGCGGGCAGACGACUUGACGUACGCCGAGCUCAGUCUACCGCCGAGCACGCAGUCAACGUUCAGCCGCAGCGUGUCGAGGGCAGGUUGCCGGAGCGCGGCGCUAAGUUCCCCUCAGCCGGCGAUGGGACCCCACGAUCCGCCGACGGAGUACGCGGACAUCGACUUCGCGGCCACCAGAGCUCACGGUAGGGCCGCUGCUGCAUCGUCCGAAGGUGAAGCCACCCUCCGGGUAAGGUCGACAACACCGCUGGUGAGUGCUGUGUGUUCGCGGGUGUGUGUGACGCCGCCGCUGCUGCCAGCAUGGAAGCCCCCGUCGUCGAGGCUCUCCAUGUCAUCGUUGGCAAUCACGCCGCCCCGCUCAGAUACGGGGUCCUCGUCUGUACCAAGCUGGACACUGUCCGAGACCGGCGGAACUCUACCCAUGUGCUAA
Molecule: messenger RNA, 2778 nt
Organism: Ixodes scapularis (black-legged tick)
Lineage: Eukaryota; Metazoa; Arthropoda; Arachnida; Ixodida; Ixodidae
Product: protein turtle homolog A
Exons: 14
Coding region: 4-2778 (924 amino acids)
Molecular function (GO): protein binding
Source: RefSeq, a predicted model, not a curated record